Messenger RNA from Pantherophis guttatus, 4637 nucleotides. RefSeq lists its product as uncharacterized. Gene Ontology annotation, molecular function: DNA-binding transcription factor activity, RNA polymerase II-specific; RNA polymerase II cis-regulatory region sequence-specific DNA binding. The record is from RefSeq and is a predicted model, not a curated record. Lineage: Eukaryota; Metazoa; Chordata; Lepidosauria; Squamata; Colubridae. Gene Ontology annotation, cellular component: PcG protein complex; chromatin; transcription regulator complex. Gene Ontology annotation, biological process: regulation of transcription by RNA polymerase II.
GGAGGGCAGGUCGGAGGAGAGGCUGGGAGCAGGAAGGGCUGCUUGAUUUCCUCCGCUGCGUGGAAGCAGAGAAGCAACCGGAACAUAGAAUGGAAUAUAGAAAAACAGUGUUGGAUGGGACCUUGGCGGUCAUGUAGUCCAACCCUCUGCUCAAGCAAGAGAACUUGGACCAUUUCAGACAAAUGGCCGUCCAGUAUCUUCUUCGGAGCCUCCAGUGAGAACCACCCACAACUUGGGCAGGGAAGCCCUUCCUUCCACUGGUCGCUGUCAGGAAAUUUUCUUCUGGUUUCUAGGAUGCUUCUCUCCUUCAUUGCUUUCCAUCCAUUACUUCUUGCCUUGCCUUCUGGUGCUUUGGAGAAGAAGUUAAUCUUCUCUUCUUUGUGGCAGCACCUCAAGUAUUGGAACAUGUCACCUCUAAUCCUUCUGUUCACCAGACUAGACCUACCCAAUUCCUACGACUUUUCUUCACAUGUUUUCGCCUCAAGCCCCCAGUCAUGUUGGUUGCUCUUUCAUUUCUUCUCUUCAAACGAACCUUCCUGUUUAUGAAGAGGAUACCAAUGAGAGCACUCUGGAUAACUGAGAAUGACCAGCAACUUUGAAAAUGAAAGCAAACUCAGCCUUCAGAAAAGCACACAAUUCUUCUCUUUCCCCAGCUUGUGAGAGACAAAGGGAAGAAAAUCAAGAAAGAUUUCAAACAGGAAAAAGCAGAGGAUUCAGAACUCAACAAUAGAUUACAUGAAAAUGGCAAAGGAGAUUAUUUUUUCCAUUCAGAAAAAGAGGGAAAUAUCUAGCGGUGAGUAGGGCGGAAAAAGACAAUUGGAUAGCCACAAAAGGUAGAAAGUAAUGCAGGUCUCUAGACAGUAAUACAGGCCUUGCCCUGUGAGGAAGAAAACAGUAGCUUGAAUCAAAGCUCCAUGGAACAAAAGGCCACAAAUUUCAAAUUUUUAUUGUCAGUGCACAACAUUUGUACAAUGAGAUUGGUUGAACUCCCUCAGUGCACACCCCCCAACAAAAUACACACGUAUUUUGAUCUCUUCAAGAACAUCAGUGGUGGAAAAACGCCAUAGAAGUGCCUAUUGUGGGUAAAGCACACAUAGCAAAUCACAGAUUAUGCAUACUAAGAUCUACACUGGAGGAAAGCGAAUGUGGGAAACGAUUUAGUUACACCAGUUCCCUUGUGUUUCAUGAAAGAACCCACACAGGAAGAACCCCUAUAGCUGCUCCCAAUGCAGUAAAUGCUUUUGCAAGUAUGGCAACUUGGUGAUACAUCAGAGGACUCACACAGGAGAGAAACCCUUUGAAUAUGCUGAUUGUGGGAAAACUUUCGGUCGGAAUUCCAACCUGGUGGUACACUAGAGAAUGCACACAGGAAAGAAAUCAUAUAACUGUCCUGAUUGUGGGAAAGGUUUCAUUGCAAAUUCCCACCUGGUGAUACACCAGAGGACUCACACAGGAGAGAAACCCUUUGAAUGUCCUGAUUGUGGGAAAGGUUUCAGUCAGAAUUCAAGCCUGGUGAUUCAUCAGAGGACUCACACAGGAGAGAAACCCUUUGAAUGUUCUGAUUGUGGAAAACGUUUCAGUUGGAAUUCCAAUUUGGUUAAACACCUGAGGACUCACACAGGAGAGAAACCCUUUGAAUGUCCUGAUUGUGGGAAAAGUUUCAGUCAGAAUUCUGACCUGGUAAACCAUCAGAGGACUCACACAGGUGAGAAACCCUUUGAAUGUCUUGAUUGUGGCAGAAGUUUCAGUCAGAAUUCUAACCUGGCGACACACCAAAGGACUCACACAGGAGAGAAACCCUUUGAAUGUCCUGAUUGUGGCAAACGUUUCAGUCAGAAUUCCAACCUGGCGACACACCAAAGGACUCACACAGGAGAGAAACCCUUUGAAUGUCCUGAUUGUGGCAAACAUUUCAGUCAGAAUUCCAGCCUGGUGAUACACCAAAGGACUCACACAGGAGAGAAACCAUACGAAUGUCCGGAUUGUGGGAAAGAUUUCAGUAGUAGAUCUAGUCUUAUUAGUCAUGUAGUUCUACACACAGGGGAAAAACCUUUCAGAUGUCCUGUCUGUGAACGGUACUUCAGACGAAAAUCAUCCUUUAUUGCACACAAGGUAAUACAUAUGAGGCAAACGCUACCAGGUUUAGAGAAGGCUUGAAUUCCAUUUCUGAUUUCCGAUUGGAAGUGUAAGUGAGAAAUUGACAAUUUGAAUUGUGACUUGAUUCGUUUUAGUCAGCAUCUCCCAGGAUUAUAAUUUUAGGUUGGGAGAAAAAAAUGGAAAAUAUUAGUUUGAUAAAGGCUAACUACCUGUCUGUGUUGAGGUUAUUGGAUAUUUCCUUUUACAGAAUUUGUGAAAUUUCUCAAAACGACCUGUGGGUGGUGUUUUUUGUAUAGAGAUUAUUGAAAUCCUACAUUUGGAGUUUCAGCCUUCUAUAUUGGGGUCCACCAGAUUUUGAUCCUCACAAUUCGCCAGCCAGCAUACAAGUAAUCCUCGAGAUACAACUGUAAUGAGGCCUACCUCUUAUGGAUGCAUUUAGCAAUGGCGACAGUGCUUUGAUUAACUAACCCCACCCACUGAUCUCUCUUAUGCAGCUGUUAAAUGAAUGUGCAAGUCGCUAAAUAGGACACUGGCUACCUCAGUGUUGGGGGAAACUCAUGGAGGGCUAGUUCAGGCCCAGGCUUGCCCCACCCCCAGGCAUCCCUAGGUCUCCCAACUCCCCAAGACACCUAUUGCUCUGAUUCCCAACUCUUGGUUCUCCCCAGGCCUUUUCCUCCCUUACAGGGUCCCACCAGGCUUUUCCUUCCCCCCACAGGCCUUCUCCACAGAAUACCCUUGGGCCUUUCCCCAUUCCCACUGGUUCCCUGAGGACCUUAGGCCAUUCCGAACAAAUAGAGCACCCACAACUUCUGGAGGCAAGCCAUUCCACUGAUUAAUUGGUUUCACUUACAAGAAAUUUUUCCUUAAUUCUAGGUUAGAUUCCUUUUUGAUAAAUCUGUUAGUUCUUGUCCUGCUUUGGACAAUAGUCAACCCCCUCUUUUCUCUAUCAGCCCCUCAAAUAUUGACUGCUAUUAUGUCACCCGUAUUCCUUCUUUCUGUUAGACUAGAUAUAUACAGUUCCUGCAACUGUUCAUCUUAUGUUUUACCUUCCAAUCCCCUAAUCAUCUUUGUUGCUCUUCUCUGCACUCUUUAUAGAAUCUCAACAUCUUUUUCUGUAUCAUAGUGACCAAAACUGGAUGCAAUAUUCAGUGCAGUCUUGCCAGCGCAAUAUAAUGCAGUACUAACACUUCAUGUGACCUUGAUAUUAUCUCUCUGUUGAUGCAGACUAGGACUGCAUUGGCUUUUUCUAUAGCUGCAGCACACUGGUAGCUGAUAUUUUUUUUUUUUAAUUUGAUUUAUAUGCCGCCCUUCUCUGGAGACUCAGGGCGGCUUACAAUGCGUUAAGCAAUAGCCUUCAUAUUUUUGUAUAUUUUUACAAAGUCAGCUAAUUGCCCCCACAAACUGGGUCCUCAAUUUACCUACCUUAGAAAGGAUGGAAGGCUGAGUCAACCUUGAGCCUGACAAGAUUCAAACUUACUAAUUGCAGACAGCUGGAGUUAAAUUACAAUGCAUUAGUCUGCUGAGCUAUCCAGGCUCCUACUUAAGUGAUUAACAUCCACUAGGAGUCCUGGAUCCCUCUCACAGUUACUGUUGUUGAGCCAAGUCAAAACUGGAGCCCUAUGGGGCCAAAAUGUUGAUCUGAAUGUUCACUUUCUUUUCCCUGUAUCCUACGACAAGAAACUUUUAAUAUGUGGGAGAAUGUAUGGGGAAUGCCCUUGGCAGUAAACUUACUUUGCAUUAAAAAUGGUCCAUCCAGUCGCUUGUCCUCCUUGGUUGCUGCUUCUGUGAAUGGCUCUCCAAUCCCCUUAAAAUCCUUCCUUCAAGCCCCUCUCCUUCCUCUCAGCCCGACGCCUUGGUGCAGCCCAGCUCCCAGGGUGAAGUGUCCUGGUGUUUUCUGAAAGGUUGGGCACCAAUGUUUCCAUGUUCCCCUGUGGCUUCUGGGGAGACUCAGCCUCCCAGUGUGUGGAGGGGAGGAAGAGGAGAGGACUUGGGGAGAUCUGACUUCAGAGGAAUUGUGGCUGGAGGGGCUCCCUCCGAGGGCUUGAACCAUGUUAGGAGGAGAUUAGUGGCAUCUGAAAGAUGGCUGACAGACCAGAGAGGCGUCCAGGUGGGCUUGGCCAAUGGGCAGCCCUGUCCAGGUGGGCUUGCUUUGAGAUGCAGCACCUGAAUCUGCCUCUCUUACAUGCCCAGAUUCCCUUUCUGGUGACUGCUGCAUCACUGUUUCUCUCUGCCCAUGUAAGGGAACAGCCCUAUCCAUGGAUGUUUUCAAUUUUAAUUUUAGCUCUUUUACCGGUUGCAUAAUCUGCACUGAAAAAUAAGCUUUCCACUGUGUUUACAAACAUCAUUACAAAGAGAUCAAGAGAGUUCUGUGAUAUAUAUUGAGAGAUAAAAGAUUCUCAGGUCAAGGAACAGGCCUGGGAGCUCCAAUAACUGCCUGCAGAGCAUUUUGGGGAAGAGAGAUUGGUGUGCACAAGAGGCAGGUUGGUUGAGCUCCAAAGAGACUUGAGUUGUUGGAAUAAAAUGCCGCUGUUUACAAUCGA